Saccoglossus kowalevskii is the source of this 659-nucleotide messenger RNA. RefSeq lists its product as uncharacterized. NCBI's taxonomy places the organism in Eukaryota, Metazoa, Hemichordata, Enteropneusta, Harrimaniidae. The record is from RefSeq and is a predicted model, not a curated record.
UCAAACGAUCAAAACUUGGGGGAAAACAUGGGAAACCAGCUUCAAGGUAUCGCACAGGGUGCAGACGAGAGCGUACCAAGAAAGAAAACCACUACUACAAAUACACAAGCAAAUAGUGGAAUUCCGAGCGACACCAGCGUACAUAACAACACUGAUGUGCAUGGUACUCGUUUUCAGACUGCUGUUUCAGCCGCAGACAGGGCGAUGCCAAGCAAUCCAGUUAUUCGUGGCAACAUCACAGUCAGUGGCAAUGCCAAUGUACAGAUAGGAAACAAUCAAACGAUGAAUGUGCCUGUACGCUCUGUUGCACGGGAAACCGAAACAGCGGUUACAGCAAGUGAUACUCACAGCUCGAUCCCCGAAUCAAACGUCAAUGAUUGCAUUAAUGUCCACUGUUCCGCUGCCACUCGUAUGCCACGCCCUGAAGUUCGGUGUGCACAGGAGGAGUGCCACGAUAAGCGAAUGCAGAAUGUGGCAGAAGUUCCGUCAUUAUCAUGUAGACAAGCGUCUAACAUGACGAAUAGAAAUUAUACCAGACCCCAUGAAUGUACAGAUCAACGAAUAGAUGAAGAAGGAGUGAACUAUCGCGAUCAUAUAAAUAAUUUGAUUUGACAAUCUCAAUACUAUGAGAGGAGCAAUUGCUAAAAAAAUGGCAAGCG